CUUUCUUGUGAUCGUCAAUUAAUUUUUAAUUUUCUUUACCAUCAAUUGACCCUAAUCUUAUCUUUUUUGUCGCCAACCAACUCUAUUUGAGGUUUAAUUGACUAUGAUGGUGGCUUUAGCCUAAUUUGUAUUUUUGAAUCCACGGCAACACUCGGAAAAUUUGAGGCUGAAUCCAUUCAGGUUACAUGGAAAGAGCGCCUCUGAGCAGGACGAAAGUUGAAAUUUUUUUGUAUGUCUUUUGCUAAGCAAGUAAAUAGGUACGGUGAGUUUGAAUUGGGGCCCUCUCAGUUAUUAUAUUCUCUCAGGGCCAGAUGAAGGAGAGAGAGCAGUGGACUUUGGGACUGCUCGCUUGGGCUGAACAUGAUAUGAUUUUUCUUUCUUACUGUUGAGACAAAAACUCCCCAAGCGAGAGGCUGAGAGCCCAAACCAAAUCAAAUGGCUUUUUGUUUGUAGUCGGCUGUGCGAAAGAAGAAGAAGCAUGUGGCGCCAUAAAUACACUCUGCCUUGGGCUCGCCGUUUUGACCGGAGAGAAGAAUAAUAAAGUAAAGGAUGACAAAAAGUAGGAGGGGGAGGAAGGGGACUCCGGGAAGAGAGUGGACGUGUAACGAAGACCACACCACAGACAAUUCGCCGUUAAAAACCCUUUUUUAGUUCACUAUUAACCAAACCAAAUGAUAAUUAAUGUAUCACUUUUAUUUAUAAAGGGGAGCAGAGGCCAGGCCAGCCCAGGAAGAAGAGGAAGAGGGGGGUGCUUUUAAUUCUCUGACUACAGAGCGAGAGAGAGAGAGAGGGAUCGAGCGCUCUGAGAACAGAAAAGGGUCUCUCGCUGCACUCGCCACCGCCCUACCCCAUGCCCCCCAUUCAGAGGAGUCUCUUUAAUGCCCACUUUCUCUGCCACUACUUCUAAGGCUCCUUUUUCUAUCUCUGGUUCGGCCUUUUCCGGUGGUUCUCCUUCUGGGUUCCGGCGCCGGCCUCCGAUUCUGGCCAUACUGUACACAGGCGCCAACCAUACUCUACAAAAGACGGAGUUCAAAAGGAGCUUCUUUGAACCAUUUUCAUGGCUAUCUAACAUUUCUUUCUACUGCCAAAGAAAAAGGGUUCUUGUGUUUGGAUUGGGAAAUAUGCUGCUAAACCUGUUUACGAUUCUUUUCUUUGCUCCAUUUCUGGUAAACUCCACAGACCCGUCUUUUAACGAUGAUGUAUUGGGUUUGAUCGUUUUCAAAGCUGGGCUCAAAGACCCGGAAGCCAAACUCACAUCAUGGAACGAAGACGAUGACAACGCCUGCAACUGGGUCGGUGUAAAAUGUGAUCCCAGGACUAAUCGGGUCUCGGAGCUCAUCCUUGAUGGCUUCUCUCUUUCCGGGCACAUUGGCAGAAGCCUCCUAAGGCUGCAGUUCCUUCGUGUUCUCUCACUGUCGAAGAACAACUUCACCGGCACAAUUAAUCCCAUUCUCGCCCAACUCGACAACCUCCGGGUCAUCAACUUGAGUGGAAAUUUUUUUUCUGGAUUUAUUCCCGAUGAAUUUUUUCGACAAUGCAGGUCGCUACGAGCAGUUUCGCUUGCGGGUAAUAGUCUUUCUGGGCGAAUCCCAGAUUCUUUGAGCUCCUGCUCAACUCUGGAAGCAGUUAACUUCUCCUCAAAUCAGCUUUUCGGUCCAUUGCCUCCUGGAAUUUGGUCUUUGAGCAGACUCCGGUCGAUUGAUUUAUCCCGUAAUUCGCUGGAGGGUGAGAUUCCUCGAGGAAUUGAGAAUUUAUAUGAUUUAAGAGCAGUCGAUUUAAGCGAGAACAAGUUCACUGGGCAGCUGCCAGAUGGUAUCGGUGGUUGUUUGCUAUUGAAAUCACUCGAUUUCAGUGAGAACUCUCUUUCUGGUGGCCUUCCAGAAUCAAUGCAAAAACUUAGCUUGUGCACAUUUUUAAGCUUAAGCGGGAAUUUGUUCACAGGUGAAUUUCCAGAGUGGAUUGGAGAUAUGAGAAGCCUCAAAAGUUUGGAUCUUUCUGCAAAUAACUUUUCAGGUCAAAUCCCAAACUCGAUAGGAGAGCUGCAGGCCUUGAAAGAACUGAAUUUAUCUACGAAUGGAUUCACUGGAGGUGUGCCAGAGUCCUUGGCAGCUUGCAUUGACCUUUCUGUAUUGGAUGUUAGCCACAAUUUUCUCAUUGGUAACCUACCUUCGUGGAUCUUUAAGAUGGGCUUACAGGCUAUUUUUAUUGCUGGAAAUAAAUUUAGUGGGCGAAUAGAGUACCCAUCUCUGACAUCAAUGGCGAGACUUCAGGUGCUGGAUUUAUCUUCUAAUCAAUUAUCUGGUCAAAUCCCAUCCCCCAUAUGGAACAUCACUAGUUUGCAGUUCUUGAAUAUAUCCAAGAACUCUUUAACUGGCUCUAUACCUCCUACUAUAGGGGAAUUAAAAUCUACCAAGGUUCUUGAUUUGAGUAAUAACUGGCUAAACGGAAGUGUUCCUCCUGAAAUUGGAGGAGCAGCUUCACUGCAGGAAUUAAGGCUCGAGAAGAACUUCCUCACGGGCAGGAUUCCAGCUCAGAUUGAAAAUUGUUCAUUGCUAAACUCCUUGAUGCUGUCUCGCAACAAUCUCACGGGGCCAGUUCCUGCUGCCAUUGCAAAUCUUACUGACCUCCAGAUUGUUGACUUGUCUUUCAAUGACCUCUCUGGUAGUUUGCCAAAAGAGCUUACAAAUCUUUCCCACCUACUUGUCUUUAAUAUCUCCCACAAUCGCCUUCAAGGUGAACUACCAGUAGGUGGCUUCUUCAAUACCAUCCCUCUUUCGUCUGUCUCUGGUAAUCCUGCAUUAUGUGGUUCUGUUUUGAACCACUCCUGCCCUGCUGUUCAUCCUAAGCCUAUUGUUCUCAACCCCAAUUCUUCCUCCGGACCCAAUGGUGGCUCAUUCUCUACAAAUCUUCAUCACAAAAGAAUUGUACUCAGCAUCUCAGCGCUUGUUGCCAUUGGUGCAGCUGUUUUCAUUGCCCUAGGUGUAGUAAUUGUCACUGUUCUUAAUCUUCGUGUCCGCUCAUCUAUGUCACGUUCUGCUGCUGCCUUCACAAUGUCACGUGAGGAUGAUUUCAGUCAUUCACCUACAACUGAAGCCAACUAUGGCAAGCUUGUUAUGUUCUCCAGUGACGCUGGCUUUGUUGCUGGGGCUAAUGCACUGCUUAACAAGGAUUGUGAAGUUGGGCGGGGUGGAUUUGGGACUGUCUAUCAUACAGUCCUUCAAGACGGGCACUCAGUUGCCAUUAAGAAGCUAAAUGUUUCAAGCUUGACAAAGUCCCAGGAAGAUUUUGAGAGGGAAGCGAAGACACUUGGAAAGAUCAGGCAUCAUAAUCUGGUGGCACUUGAAGGGUAUUAUUGGACUCCAUCAUUGCAGCUUCUCAUUAAUGAAUAUAUCUGUGGAGGGAGUUUGUAUAAGCAUCUCCAUGAGGAGCAUUCCAAUAACUGUCUCUCUUGGAAACAGAGAUUCAACAUAAUUCUUGGGAUCGCUAAAGGUUUGGCACAUUUGCACCAAAUGAACAUCAUUCAUUACAAUAUAAAAUCAACUAAUGUUUUGAUGGACAAUUCUGGUGAACCCAAGGUGGGAGACUUUGGCUUGGCAAGGCUGUUACCUAUGCUAGACCGUUAUAUUCUAAGCAGCAAGAUUCAGAGUGCACUUGGAUACAUGGCUCCUGAGUUUGCCUGUCGAACAGUGAAGAUAACUGAGAAAUGUGACAUCUACGGGUUUGGGGUCUUGACUCUUGAGGUGGUGACAGGGAAGAGACCUGUGGAAUAUAUGGAGGAUGAUGUGGUGGUGCUUUGUGAUAUGGUGCGGGGAGCAUUGGAAGACGGUGGGGUGGAGGAAUGCAUCGAUAGGAGGCUUAGUGGUAGUUUCCCUAUAGAGGAGGCAAUACCUGUAGUAAAGCUUGGUUUGAUAUGUGCAUCUCAAGUGCCAUCGAAUCGGCCAGACAUGGGUGAGGUGGUAAAAAUUUUAGAGUUGAUCCAGUGUCCUUCAGAAGGCCAAGAGGAGUUGGAAUGAGUUUACCAUGUAAAGAUUGGGAGGGAAAAGAUGGAGAAUGAGUUUCCCAGCAAAUUUAUUUAUUACAUACUAAAAGAAAGGGGUUUUCCGGCGAACAGGAAUCCAGUGAGUGCUUGAAUACAACAAGAGAAUAUAUUGUUCAAGGUUUUGCUCUCUUUUCAACUUUUUUAUUUCUAUUUUUAUUUUUAUUUUCUUGUUCCUGUUUCUGUAUUUCUAUUUUGUAAUUCUUAAAUUUUUGUUACAGUGAUAUGACUGGAUUCCUUUUCACCGGUUAUAAUUUGGGGACCCUUUUGGAUAAAAA
Messenger RNA from Diospyros lotus (date-plum), 4314 nucleotides. Its product is annotated as probable LRR receptor-like serine/threonine-protein kinase IRK. The transcript is spliced from 3 exons. The coding region runs from base 879 to 4013 and encodes 1044 amino acids. Gene Ontology annotation, molecular function: ATP binding; protein binding; protein kinase activity. Gene Ontology annotation, biological process: protein phosphorylation. NCBI's taxonomy places the organism in Eukaryota, Viridiplantae, Streptophyta, Magnoliopsida, Ericales, Ebenaceae. The record is from RefSeq and is a predicted model, not a curated record.